AUGACCGACGAAUGCAAAUGCCCAGAAUGCCCCAACGACGUUCAAAAAUAUUACACGGCUGACGCACUGCGCAGACAUAUAUGGAACCUUCACACGACGAGAAGUUGGGUCACGUUUAAUGGUGAAAGUCAGCUUGUCGAAAAAAUAAAACCUAGCAACAAGCAGAAUGAGGUGUUCCACUGCCCAGUCAAAGAGUGCCCUAAAAAGUACGAGACCCUUCAAUACUUUGCAAAGCAUAUUGUGCAGCAUGGUAGAGAAGCAUCGGCAAAGGACCUGUCUGACUCUCGACAAAAGCGUGAAGCAGAUGAGGACUUGAAUUCCGGGCCAACAAUGGUAGACCACGACACAUCCAUUUUGAUUGCCUGCGACGCUCUCGAAUCAUCAAAACAAUGCCAACAAGAUAAAAUCAUGCUUUCAAAGAUCGCCCGCUGCCAACCUGUCGUACUAACCAGCGACAACGAAGAAUAUCAUUGUUUAGCAUCUGCGUCGACUGUGGCAAGACUCGUGAAUUCACAGCCACAAGCAUUGACGUUCACAGCCCUGACCAAACUAGCUCCAUCCGAUUGCAACAGUGAGAUAAUCCUGAAUACAGCAACCACGACUGAUGGUAUUAUGGAGCAUCUAGUCCACAACAGCCCUUUGAACGACACGCUAUCCAGCAAGCAUUUCAUUGAAAUAGAUCAGGAAUUAUGCAACUAG
Molecule: messenger RNA, 699 nt
Organism: Zychaea mexicana
Lineage: Eukaryota; Fungi; Mucoromycota; Mucoromycetes; Mucorales; Lichtheimiaceae
Exons: 2
Coding region: 1-699 (232 amino acids)
Source: RefSeq, a predicted model, not a curated record